Messenger RNA from Mesocricetus auratus (golden hamster), 1422 nucleotides. Its product is annotated as dehydrogenase/reductase SDR family member 4. Gene Ontology annotation, cellular component: peroxisome. NCBI's taxonomy places the organism in Eukaryota, Metazoa, Chordata, Mammalia, Rodentia, Cricetidae. Gene Ontology annotation, biological process: retinal metabolic process. The record is from RefSeq and is a predicted model, not a curated record. Gene Ontology annotation, molecular function: carbonyl reductase (NADPH) activity.
UCGGCCCGGAGCGGGGCGCCAGCAGGGAGCGCUCGCAGCCGCUGCGGCUCCCCCCUUGCCCCGGGAUCUCGCGGAACAAGUCCUGGAAGUCGGGGCAGGCGGUCCGUCCGGGGAGGCAGGACGCUCGCCCUUCACUCGGGCAGUUUCUGCCCUUUGAACUGUCACCUCCCGCGACAGAGCCCAACCCACCUCCCAUCCCACGCCCGCCUGGACUAUGCAGAGAGCGGGACUCCUGUUGAGUGGCUGGACUCAAGCGUGGAAGUCGGUGAGAAUGGCCAGCUCCGGGAUGACUCGCCAGAGCCCACUCGCGAAUAAAGUGGCCCUGGUCACUGCCUCCACCGACGGGAUCGGCUUCGCCAUCGCCCGACGUCUAGCUGAGGAUGGGGCCCACGUAGUCGUCAGCAGCCGCAAGCAGGAGAACGUGGGCCGCGCAGUGGCCACGCUCCAGGGAGAGGGCCUGAGUGUGACUGGCAUCGUGUGCCAUGUGGGGAAGCCAGAGGACCGAGAAAGGCUGGUAACCACGGCCGUGAAGCUUCAUCAAGGGAUUGAUAUCCUGGUCUCCAAUGCUGCUGUCAACCCUUUCUUUGGAAACCUACUGGAUGUCACAGAGGAGGUGUGGGACAAGGUUCUGAGCAUUAAUGUGACGGCUACAGCCAUGUUGAUAAAAGCAGUGGUACCAGAGAUGGAAAGACGAGGAGGUGGCUCGGUGGUGAUCGUGAGUUCCAUAGGAGGCUUCGUUCCAUUUCCUUUCCUAGGCCCUUACAACGUCAGUAAAACGGCUUUGCUGGGUCUCACUAAGAACUACGCCUCGGAGCUGGCCUCCAGGAACAUUAGGGUGAACUGCUUGGCGCCUGGAAUCAUCAAGACCCGUUUCAGCAGUGUGUUAUGGAAGGACGGAUCAAAAGAGGACAUGAUGAAAGAACGCAUGCAAAUUAGAAGGCUAGGCAAACCAGAGGACUGUGCCGGCAUAGUGUCCUUCUUGUGCUCUGAGGAUGCCAGUUACAUCAGUGGCGAGACAGUAGUGGUCGGGGGAGGAACCCCUUCUCGCCUCUGAGGCCCAAGAGAUGGCCUGCCAGGGCAGAGGUUGACUCCAGCUGGUGUGGGGGGAGGGUGCAGUCCACCUGGCGGCUGUCGCCCUUCCUAGCCGCUGCCUAGUGUUUUGUUCAUCCCACAAAUUCAGCUCUACCCGGUGAUAAAUUCCUGCUUUCUCUGUGGUCCAAGUGUGGUCAGAUGAGCAUCCCGCUGUUGCUAUGGCCUGGUGAGAAGACUGUAGCUACCUUGGAUGACGACCAAGCCCCCCUACUCCCCCCCCCCCGUCUCUGGAGAAUUUGAGGGAGAUAGAAGGAGCCUGAAGUGGGAGGAACAGAAAUGGAAAUUAACGAUUUCCAAAUAAAACGAAGAUGAUCGCGUUGCUCUCUCUGA